Molecule: messenger RNA, 609 nt
Organism: Melampsora larici-populina 98AG31
Lineage: Eukaryota; Fungi; Basidiomycota; Pucciniomycetes; Pucciniales; Melampsoraceae
Exons: 1
Coding region: 71-283 (70 amino acids)
Source: RefSeq, a predicted model, not a curated record
UACUAUUUGCAAAACAUUUUUUUUAUUUCAAUUUUUUCAAAGGGAAUUUUUGCUGCUCAAACACUUCAUCAUGACAAAACAAAAGAGAGAGAGAGAAGAAGAAAAAAAUCACAAAAGAAAAAAAAGGAAAGUAGUGGAUCCUAUUUUGACUACAUCUGAAGGGAAAAAAAAAGAACAGACUAAAGAUAUUUCACAAUACAAACAACACAUAUCUCAAGGGUUUUUCCCAACAGGCCAAUCUGACAAACAAAAACGCACUCAAAAGUCUCAUGCAACCUCCUAAACAAAGAAAAAAAGCGACUUUCAAUAUGUGAAUCACUUCUAACUAACCCACCAUGACAAGACCAUCCAAAGUCCUAAUGCAGCCACCGCUGCUUUGAGAAGCGGUCUUGAUGUUUGCUCUAGCUGUGAUUGACGUUGUUGGACUUUGACACCAAGUCCUUCAAUUGCAUUGUUAGCACGUUGCGUGGUAGAAGUGUUUGAUGCUGUAGUACUAGCGGUAGUAGAUUCCGGAGUAGUUGUAGCUUGGUUGUCUUUUUUCUCUGGACUGGAAUCUGCUGGUUUAGGUUUUGGGUCUCCCAUAUUGGGUAAGUCCACAGCAUGAUCUGC